UAAUUCUAUAAAUGGAUCACGAGUUGGCGCGCGUUUGUAAGAUUUUUCACUCUUCUGCACCCGAAGUAAAAUGGAAGACGAUGGAGGAGAGAGAUCAAGCAUCGUGAUCGGUCUGAUAGAAAAUAGAGCCAAAGAGGUCGGCAUGGCUGCUUUUGACUUAAGGUCAGCUUCAUUGCAUCUUUCUCAGUAUAUCGAAACUAGUAGCUCCUACCAGAAUACAAAAACUUUGCUGCAAUUCUAUGAUCCUAUGGUAAUCAUAGUUCCUCCAAACAAACUGGCACCUGAUGGGAUGGUUGGAGUUUCUGAGCUGGUGGAUCGAUUUUAUGCUUUAGUUAAGAAGGUUGUGAUGGCCCGUGGUUGCUUUGAUGACACCAAGGGUGCUGUACUGAUUAAAAAUAUAGCAGCCAAGAAACCUUCAGCACUUGGUUUGGAUACUUAUUACAAGCAAUAUUAUCUCUGCCUGGCCGCUGCAGCAGCCACAAUAAAAUGCUUUGAUGAUGUAAUGCUGAUGUUGCUCUUUGAUAAACAAGUCUGGCCUUACUUCACCCAUGAACGGACAGAAGCUGAGAAAGGGGUCAUCGUUACAAACCAUUCCUUGUUGGUAACUUUCAAUGGAUCAUUUGACCACAUGAAUAUUGAUGCGACUAGCGUUCAGAAUCUGGAAAUCAUUGAGACGCUUCAUUCUUCCCUUUGGGGCACAACAAACAAGAAAAGAAGUCUAUUCCAUAUGCUUAAGACAACAAAAACCAUAGGAGGGACUAGACUUCUACGGGCCAAUCUGUUGCAGCCUUUAAAAGAUGUGGAAACUAUCAAUACUCGUCUGGAUUGCCUGGAUGAACUGAUGAGCAAUGAACAGCUAUUCUUUGGACUCUCUCAGGUUCUGCGUAAGUUUCCAAAAGACACUGAUAGAAUUCUUUGUCAUUUCUGCUUUAAGCCAAAGAAAGUUACAAAUGAGGUCUUAGGUACUGAUAAUGCUAGAAGGAGCCGGGUUUUGAUAUCAAGUAUUAUUCUUCUUAAAACUGCUUUGGAAGCCUUGCCUUUACUUUCAAAGGUGCUUAAAGAUGCAAAAAGUUUUCUUCUUGCAAAUAUUUACAAGACUGUAUGUGAAAAUGAGAAAUAUGCUUCCAUCAGAAAGAGAAUUGGGGAGGUGAUAGAUGAAGAUGUGCUACAUGCGCGUGUUCCUUUCGUUGCCCAAACACAGCAGUGUUUUGCUGUCAAGGCUGGAAUCGAUGGACUAUUAGAUAUUGCUCGGAGAACAUUUUGUGAUACUAGUGAAGCAAUACAUAAUCUUGCAAACAAAUACCGUGAAGAAUUCAAGCUACCAAAUUUGAAACUUCCAUUUAAUAAUAGACAGGGCUUUUACUUUAGCAUUCCAUUGAAGGACAUCCAGGGAAAGCUUCCAAACAAGUUCAUUCAGGUCCUGAAACAUGGAAACAAUGUACACUGCUCCACUUUGGAACUUGCUUCUCUAAAUGUCAGAAAUAAGUCUGCUGCUGAAGAGUGCUAUAUAAGAACAGAAGUUUGCCUAGAAGCUCUAUUAGAUGCUAUAAGAGAGGAUGUCUCCUUGCUCGUUCUGCUUGCAGAGGUUCUAUGCCUUCUAGAUAUGCUUGUUAAUUCAUUUGCUCAUACAAUAUCAACUAAGCUCGUUGACCGAUAUACUAGACCAGAAUUCACAAAUAGUGGUCCAUUGGCAAUUGAUGCUGGAAGACAUCCUGUCCUGGAGAGCAUUCGCAAUGACUUUGUUCCCAACAAUCUCUUUAUUUCAGAAGCGUCAAACAUGGUCAUUGUCAUGGGCCCAAACAUGAGUGGAAAGAGCACUUAUCUUCAACAAGUUUGUCUUAUUGUUAUUCUGGCUCAGAUAGGCUGUUAUGUUCCUGCUCGCUUCUCAACCAUAAGGGUAGUUGAUCGUAUAUUUACAAGGAUGGGUUCAAUGGAUAAUCUUGAAUCAAAUUCUAGUACGUUUAUGACUGAGAUGAAAGAGACGGCUUUUGUCAUGCAGAAUGUCUCCCAAAGAAGCCUGAUCAUUAUGGAUGAGCUUGGGAGAGCUACUUCUUCUUCAGAUGGAUUUGCUAUUGCCUGGAGCUGCUGUGAGAAUCUGUUAUCACUCAAAGCGUAUACCAUAUUUGCUACUCAUAUGGAGAAUCUAUCAGAGCUAGCAACCAUCUAUCCGAAUGUCAAGCUUCUUCACUUGGAUGUUGCCAUUAAAAACAACCGCUUAGAUUUCAAGUUUCAACUCAAGGAUGGACCGAGACACAUACCUCAUUAUGGCCUUCUACUGGCAGAAGUGGCAGGCUUACCAAGUUCAGUGAUUGAAACGGCUAGAAGCAUCACUGCAAAGAUCAAGGAAAAGGAAAUAAAACAAAUGGAACUAAACUGCCAUCAGUACCAUCAACUGCAGAUACUAUAUCGUGUUGCUCAACGACUAAUAUGCUUAAAGUAUUCCAGCCAAGACGAAGAUUCUAUUCGGCAAGCACUACAGAAUCUCAAAGAGAACUACAUGAAUGGAAUGCUUUGAAGGUUGAUGAAACAAGAUAUGUCAAUCUGUUAAGUAUUGUUCUACGUUCAGUGCGCAAUUCUUUGCCUUCACACCGCUUCUCAAUAGAUUCCUGAAUUGAAUUUUUUUUUUCUUGGUUGCUUACUCUCAUUGGUAAACCAUGUACAUAUACAAUCUAGCGCGCAGCAAUUAUCAAGUCUGCGAAUUUUUAAAGUCGAAGCAGCUUUGAGCGUACAAAUACGCAACUAUGUUGAAUCUAAUUCAAAGUUUGAUAAGUUUUGAGGAAACAAUCGAAAAAGGAAGGGGAAAGGUUGAACGAAAGGAAGAGGAGUUGAACCGUAAUUACAAAA
This is a messenger RNA of Manihot esculenta (cassava), 2844 nucleotides long. Its product is annotated as DNA mismatch repair protein MSH4. Gene Ontology annotation, cellular component: nucleus. Gene Ontology annotation, molecular function: ATP binding; ATP-dependent DNA damage sensor activity; mismatched DNA binding. Gene Ontology annotation, biological process: reciprocal meiotic recombination; mismatch repair. The transcript is spliced from 25 exons. Lineage: Eukaryota; Viridiplantae; Streptophyta; Magnoliopsida; Malpighiales; Euphorbiaceae. The record is from RefSeq and is a predicted model, not a curated record. Bases 71 to 2515 code for a protein of 814 amino acids.